Messenger RNA from Rhagoletis zephyria (snowberry fruit fly), 2380 nucleotides. RefSeq names its product metal regulatory transcription factor 1-like. NCBI's taxonomy places the organism in Eukaryota, Metazoa, Arthropoda, Insecta, Diptera, Tephritidae. Gene Ontology annotation, molecular function: DNA-binding transcription factor activity, RNA polymerase II-specific; RNA polymerase II cis-regulatory region sequence-specific DNA binding. The record is from RefSeq and is a predicted model, not a curated record. Gene Ontology annotation, cellular component: chromatin; transcription regulator complex; PcG protein complex. Gene Ontology annotation, biological process: regulation of transcription by RNA polymerase II.
ACAGGUGAAUAUCGCUUCAAAUGUACUGAAGAAAGUUGUGGCAAAGCUUUUCUAACAUCGUACAGCUUAAAGAUACACAUUCGGGUGCAUACCAAAGUGAAACCCUACGAAUGCGAAAUAACGGGUUGUGAAAAGGCUUUCAACACGCGCUACAGGUUGCAAGCUCACUUGCGACUACAUAACGGUGAAACAUUCAAUUGUGAAAUUUGUCAAAAAUGCUUUACCACAUUGAGCGACUUGAAGAAGCAUAUGCGCACCCAUACCCAAGAACGACCCUAUAAAUGUCCCGAAGACACUUGUGGCAAGGCUUUUACCGCUUCACAUCACCUAAAAACACAUAUUCGCACACAUACCGGCGAACGACCAUACCCAUGUGAGGAGACCAGUUGUCAGAAGUCUUUCAGCACUUCGCACAGCUUAAAAUCGCACAAGAAAACACAUCAGAAACAACGCGGUAGACGUCAACCCGGUAACUCGGUGAACAAUAAGGAGCGUCGCUUGAAGAUGAAAAAGGAGCGUAAACAAGCGACUUUAAAGGAAAAUACUGAAGGAAAAAGAGCAAUUAAAGUGGAAAGUGAUAGCAGCGGCUACAAUGAGGAGCACACCUCGAACGGAGAAGAGGAAAGAGAGGACAGUUCGUCUCGCAUGAAUAAUCCAACAAGUGAUGGAAGUUUACCAUCGCUCAGCAGCGAUAGCUUCAUCAAGUCGGAGUCGGUUGAAUUAAGCGCCACAGAUCCAUUUUCUGUGGAAUUGCCAGUGGUGCGGAAUUCAACGCCAACUACUCCAGCUCCGAAAAUUGAAUCACUAUCUUUGCCGGAAACAUCGCAUGCGCUGCAGUUGGCAUUUGCUGCUGAGGAAGAAAUAUCCGCACCGUGGGUGGAUGCUGGUGUGCUGAUUUCGAAACCAAUCGUGCCAAUGGCACCGGUAACCAACGCAUGCGUAGCUCUACCCACUGUGGUGCCGAGCUUUGUCGAUUUACAGCAAAACUACGGCAACUAUGGGAAGGCAGAAGUUGCGAUUAUAAGCAAUACUGCAACGAUGAUAGAUAGUGGUAUGUCGAAUUUGUCAGAAUCUACCGAUCCUUGCGAUUAUUUGGGCAUCAGCGAUCAUUGCGGUACAUACAAAUCAGCAGCAACAGAUUUACCUAACGCACCAACAAAUCAAAUGCCAGCAAUGCCGGAUACACAAAUGGACAUAGAUGCUAAUAAUAGCAUUAUUGCAACAACGCAGACGGCAAAUGAAGUUGGAGUUGCGAUCGCUGCACCGCUCAUAUCAGUGGACCAGCCGAUGGAUAUGAUGCCGACUCAGGCGAGUAUUGAAGAACUUUUGAAAGAGGACACACAAUACAAUAAUGAUGAAGAAGACAUGGAAACGGAAUCACUUUUAAAUGAAAUAUUAAUGACCAUCGAUAACAAUACACGUCUGCUGCAGGAGACCUUACAACAGGCAAAGCAAGUGCCUGAAGAUGCAUCGGGCCUAAUAGAGGUCGAUCUAAGGAGCGACAAGCCUACUUUGAAGCAAAUAACCGCAGAUGCUGGCAUUUGUGGCUGUACGAAUUGCAAAUGCGACCAAACGCAGGAUUGUCAAGGUGGCUGCAGUAAUGACGCGCCAUGCGGCAAAAAAGGAAAUGGCACGCAUAAAUGCUGUCAGCACCAUAAGCAGCAGAUGCGAACGCAAAAGGUGGAGAUGGGCCCGCAUGUCAAACCGAAAAAUGUCUACCGCGGCAAGGACUCUUGUAACGAUAAGAAAGAACGCGCAGCGACGAAGCGCGAAACUGAUAUCAAUCAAAAUAUUGAAGAUGUGGCCUUGCUGUUGCAGAACUUAGCUGCCAUGGGUAGCGGCACUGGGAGCGGCGGCGGCGGCGGCUGCUGCGGUGGUGAUAAGAGCACAACAGGAGGAUGUGGUACAGCUAAUGCGACAAACCAAACGGCUUCAACAGGCAGCAAUAAUAGUAAUUGCUGCGCUAAUAAGACAAAUACGUCCGAUCCUGCUCAUACCAGCAAGAAAGCACCACCGCCAAAAUCCCUUAAGAGUGCUUCCUGCACAUGUAAAAGCCCGGCUGAGGGUGUUGCUAAUGGCUGUUGUGUCGUAAUUUGUACAAAAACUCUGCAGGCAUUGCGUCGUGUGUUGACGCGAAAAAAUUUGAAUUUAAUGGUGUGCCCGCAAAGCCAGAAUUAAAAAUCGGCAGGGACGAAGGACAAUCAAGCAUUAUUAAAUCUAUAAAUAUGCUAAAUAACCUACCCAACAACGCCAAAGAAAAUUUGCUUUUAAAUACAAGUUAUUUUAACCGACUUACUGUAACUUUUAUACUGUUUAACAGAGUAUUUAACUAUACAAGUAAAAAAAAAAAAUAACAUGAUUGAAAACUAAAAACAAUAGC